AAAGGCAGAAAAGGGAAAGAAAGAGGAAGAGAGAGAGUGAGAGAGGCUGAGCAGACCCUGAUGGCUACAGAUGAAGUUACAGGAGGGGCUCGCAAAGCUACGAAAAGCAAACUUUUUGAGUUUCUGGUCCAUGGGGUGCGACCUGGGAUGCCAUCAGGAGCUCGAAUGCCCCAUCAGGGGGCUCCCAUGGGUCCCCCAGGUCCCCCAUACGUUGGAAGCCCCUCAGUGCGACCUGGGAUGCCCCAGACUGUGAUGGAAACAACAAGAAAACGCACUGCACCACAGCAGGUCCAGCAACAGCAGGUGCAGCAGCAAGUGCAACAGCAGCAGCAAGCCACUCAGAACCGAACUAGGAGUGCCAAGAGGAGGAAGAUGGCUGACAAAAUUCUCCCUCAGAGGAUCCGGGAGCUGGUUCCUGAGUCCCAAGCCUACAUGGAUCUGUUGGCCUUUGAACGCAAACUAGACCAGACCAUUAUGCGGAAGCGUGUGGAUAUUCAGGAGGCGCUGAAGAGACCAAUGAAGCAAAAGCGGAAACUGAGACUUUACAUCUCCAACACAUUUAAUCCUGCAAAAUCUGAUGCUGAUGACUCUGAUGGCAGCAUUGCUUCAUGGGAGCUGCGAGUGGAGGGGAAACUCCUGGAUGACCUCAGCAAACAAAAACGGAAGUUUUCAUCUUUUUUUAAGAGUUUGGUUAUUGAGCUGGACAAAGAUCUUUAUGGACCUGACAACCAUCUUGUGGAGUGGCACAGAACUCCUACAACCCAGGAAACGGACGGCUUCCAGGUGAAAAGACCUGGUGAUGUCAGUGUGCGGUGCACAUUACUCCUCAUGUUGGACUACCAGCCUCCACAGUUUAAACUGGACCCACGACUAGCCCGUUUGCUGGGGAUACACACACAGACCCGGUCAGCCAUCAUCCAGGCUCUCUGGCAGUACAUCAAAACAAACAAGCUGCAAGACUCCCAUGAUAAAGAAUACAUUAACUGUGACAAGUACUUCCAGCAGAUCUUUGACUGCCCACGGCUAAAGUUUUCUGAAAUUCCUCAGAGACUCACUAACCUGCUGCUGCCACCAGACCCUAUAGUGAUAAACCAUAUAAUCAGUGUUGACCCAAACGAUCAGAAGAAGACAGCUUGUUAUGACAUAGAUGUAGAAGUUGAAGACCCAUUAAAGGGACAGAUGAGUAGUUUUCUUCUCUCAACAGCUAACCAACAGGAGAUUACAGCAUUGGACAACAAGAUUCAUGAGACAAUUGAAUCCAUAAAUCAGCUAAAAAUACAACGUGAUUUCAUGCUGAGUUUCUCCAAAGAUCCCAAGGGAUACAUCCAAGAUCUUCUCCGGUCCCAAAGUAGGGAUCUUAAGGUGAUGACUGAUGUAGUUGGAAACCCAGAGGAAGAACGCAGAGCUGAAUUUUAUCACGAGCCAUGGUCUCAAGAGGCUGUGAGCAGAUAUUUCUACUGCAAGAUCCAGCAGCGCCGGCAGGAACUGGAACAAUCUCUGGGAGUGCGCAACACAUAAGUACUGUUCACAAGAUCCCAUUGGCAUCAUGACCACCAAACCAGUGGACUUCUCAGUGUUACUUAGCUCACUGUUACACAUGGACCUGCUUCCUGACUGGAUGAGAAUGUACCAUCAGCACACCAGUCAGAACACCAGCUUUGAGUGACCCUUGAAAAUCUUGCCCAUGGGGGGUGCCUCAAACAAUUCCAGGCCAGAGACAGCGUCAUACAAGUGUCAGUGUUAAAGAAGAUUAAAGGUUCAUUCAUCAACGCACAUCAUUAAGUUUUAGUGGAAAGUUCAGACACUACACAGCAAAUCCUAAUGGGCUAUGCAUAGAAUUGUGGGUAGCACUGAAGGGGGAGGUUGAGAUAGGUGUUAUAGGAGACUACACAUUUAGAGAAAUAAAUGCAGUUCUCAUCCUAUUUACCUAAGAGUCUCAAAUAGUAACUUCUCUGGAAUUAGACAAGAUAGUCUUUCUUAUAGCUGUGGAAUGCUUUACAUUCCUGAAUAGAUUUUUUACUCCAGGUGGAACAGUACAAGAAGCCAUUUCACCAUGGGAAAGAAGAAACUAGGAGAAUUUUCAUUCCUGGAAUGAAGAGCCCCUCUGGAAGAAAGAAGCAUAGUCAGGACAUCUCUUCUGCAAAUUCUAAUACUUCUUUUUUCCCUUGCCCCUGCAGUGAAAGGUAGACUGAUUUACAUUAUCUGUAGAUGGGUAUGAUCAGUGUGGUGUGUUGAGAGGAAGAGAAUUAUCUGAGGGAUAAGAGCUUCUUAGGCAUCCUUAAUGUCAGUGGUAUUAGCAAAGCUGAGGUUGAAGUAAGUAAUGAGGCAUUCUGAGAAAAUAAAAAUAACUUAAUGGUGCUUUGCUGAUACCUGCCUUGAACACAGCAGAUACUAACAAUAAGCAUAUAUGUAAAAUACAAGGUAUCUUAAAUGUUUCUCUGUGUGCCAGUAAGGAUCUGAACUGAAAAGAAGUUCCCUAAUGGUUAAGUUGGUGCAGAAUCCAAGAAGCUUAACUCCUUAUAAUGUGGCAGUUUUCUCUUUAGUUCAAGAUGUUAACAGGUCUCACAUUUUGAUUAUAGGUGAACUGCCUCUUACUAUGAAUUAUUUGGUUCCCCCAUACAUGAUACAUACUGGUCAUAUAGGAUGCUGUUGAGUUAUAAAGCACUAUCAGCCUUAAAUAGCACAGAGAGCAUAUCACAUCAAAACCAUGUUCUUUGUAAAUGUACAACAAAUUCAGACUAUGGGAAUUUAAACCAUACUUAAUUGGAUGCAGGGACAUCUUCAUUAAAUCCUCCUCUCACUCAUAUUUUGUAGUGCAUAGAUUAGUCCAUAAUUAAUGGUCCAGCAUGAUUUCUAGUGCAAAAAGCAGCUGCCAGAUUGUAACUGUCCAGAUGAUGUGGCACUCAAAAUGCUCUAGGUUACUCCUUUGCAUCUCCUUUCACUUUCUUGGAAAGAUAAUCAAAUUCACAUAUGGUAUGGGAGACAGCUCUUCUGAAAAAUGCACUUUGCUGUAGUAUUGUCCUUCUCUCUUCUGGUAUCUUUGCCAAUUUCUUUCUAUGUCGAAGUCUCUUCUGUCCAGUCACAAAAGAGAUAGUCUUUCACCCCUUCGUUUAAUACCUGCGCUUUCACAUUAAUAGUGCUAUGGCCUUUACUCUGGCCAUUGUGUUCAGAGAUAUCGUGGAAAAUUUACAUUUGAUUGCAGUCAUGAUGGUAGUACCAUCAUGCAGAACCAUUGGUGUGAGAAAAAGCAUAGCUGUACCUCUGUGCCCAAGGCCUUUUACCAGGAAUGGCUUUGUUUGGAACUUUUUUUGUGUUAAAACCUCUUUUUGCAGUAAAAUGUGAAAUCUUGCAGGCUUAAACGGGGUAUGGUGAGGGGCUGUGAGGCUGCUAGACUUGAAAUCUUACUUUCUUUAGGACUCCACUAAUCGGAAUACAAGCAAGCAUUAUGAGGGAAAACAGUGGGGAUCGUCUGCUACUGUGCUUCCAUAUUUAUUAUGCUGCUGUGUCAGUUGUGUGCAUGCUGUCCAGUGUAUAAAACUCUUUUCUGUAUGUGGUAAACAGAGCAGCUACAUUCAGGGGAUGCAUUCAGUCUCAAGGAAUAAGAAAUGCGGAGAAUGAUAUGCAAGGAUGUGAGAAGGGCAUGGGACUGGGAUAGACGCCUACAGGAUGUCUGCCAAGGAAUUUUGUGUUUUGAGAACUUUCCCAUUGAAGUGGCAAGUAUUUGUACAGAGAAAUUUCAGUCAUGUGCCACAGCUGGCAGCAUAAUGGAGUCCAGCCUGCUUUUAGAAUCUCUCUGUUGAAUUAAUUGGAUGGAUCUAUUUCCAAGUCUGUUUCAGAGCAAGCUAAUGAAACUAAUGUGGUACUGCUGCCCAGUGUUCACAACAGCAUCAUUGGAAGGUGGAUUUAUGUAAAGCACCAGUGCUGUACUGAAGUGUGUAUGUAUGCAUGGUGUCCAUGCAUGCACAUGCAUGAGUCAGCCACUGUAGAUGACACUGAGGAUGGCAAUCCAAAAUCUAAAUUCUUAUAUCCCACUGACCAUAUUCCUACUGUAUGUAAAAAGAAUGGUCACCAACAGUGAGUCUUAGGAAGAGCUGUCAGGUGUGUUUCCUUUGAUUAAACUGGGAUUUGAGAUUUUGAUGCUUUUUUCCUGUGUUCAGGUCUUUUACUGAAGAGACACAGAAAUUCUGUCCUCUGUUCCAGGAGUGCAGCCAGGAGCUUGCUUGUUUGCAAAAAGAGAAAUUAUAUUUGAAGAGAAAUAAUGGAGGAAUACUGGGCAUAUGCUUGGGCAUAUGAAAAUGAAAAUGCAGUGGUAGUUGUACUGAACAGGCAUGUAAUUGUGGCAGAUUGUGAAUGAUAAACUCAUUUUAAGUUCA
Molecule: messenger RNA, 4373 nt
Organism: Melopsittacus undulatus (budgerigar)
Lineage: Eukaryota; Metazoa; Chordata; Aves; Psittaciformes; Psittaculidae
Gene: SMARCD3
Product: SWI/SNF related BAF chromatin remodeling complex subunit D3
Exons: 13
Coding region: 61-1518 (485 amino acids)
Biological process (GO): regulation of transcription by RNA polymerase II
Cellular component (GO): SWI/SNF complex; nucleus
Molecular function (GO): transcription coregulator activity
Source: RefSeq, a predicted model, not a curated record